This is a messenger RNA of Hemicordylus capensis (graceful crag lizard), 765 nucleotides long. Its product is annotated as RNA-binding protein with serine-rich domain 1-like. Bases 1 to 765 code for a protein of 254 amino acids. Gene Ontology annotation, biological process: mRNA splicing, via spliceosome. The record is from RefSeq and is a predicted model, not a curated record. NCBI's taxonomy places the organism in Eukaryota, Metazoa, Chordata, Lepidosauria, Squamata, Cordylidae. Gene Ontology annotation, cellular component: nucleoplasm; ASAP complex; cytoplasm. Gene Ontology annotation, molecular function: RNA binding. The transcript has 2 exons.
AUGGCCUCUGCUGCCACCAAUGCAGUCAUGGCUCAUACUUCCACAAAAGAAUUGAGUGAAAAGGAUCGGGGUCAUGACAAAACACGCAAAAGGCACAGUGCCUCCAGUGGUAGCAGCAGCACCAGGUCCCGGUCUAGUUCCACCUCAAGUUCAGGGUCCAGCUCCAGCACUGGCUCCAGCAGCAGCUCCAGCUCCUCUUCCACCUCAAGCCAUUCUGGGAGCUCCAGCACUUCUUGCAGCUCCAGGAGCUCCUCUGGCUCUCCGAGCCCGUCUCGGCGCAGGCAUGACAACAGAAGGCAUUCCCUUUCCAAGUCUAAACCGCCCAAGAGAGAUGAAAAGGAACGGAAGAGGAGGAGUCCAUCACCCAAACCUACCAAAGUGCAUGUUGGGAGACUCACGAGAAACGUUACCAAGGAUCACAUCAUGGAAAUUUUUUCCACUUACGGGAAGAUAAAAAUGAUUGACAUGCCAGUCGACAGGCUCAACCUGCACCUCUCCAAGGGUUAUGCGUACGUAGAAUUUGAGAAUCCAGAUGAUGCAGAGAAGGCGCUGAAGCACAUGGAUGGAGGACAGAUUGAUGGUCAGGAAAUCACCGCCACCGCUGUCCUGGCCCCUCGGCCUAGGCCAGUUCCCAGGCGUUUCUCUCCUCCGAGAAGAAUGUUGCCACCUCCACCCAUGUGGCAUCGGUCACCACCUCACAUGAGGAGAAGGUGGGUUGUUUUGUUGGGACUGUAUAAGCAGAGUAGGGGUGCUAUUGUUGAUUAG